Molecule: messenger RNA, 1706 nt
Organism: Vitis riparia (riverbank grape)
Lineage: Eukaryota; Viridiplantae; Streptophyta; Magnoliopsida; Vitales; Vitaceae
Exons: 3
Coding region: 104-1459 (451 amino acids)
Molecular function (GO): zinc ion binding; nucleic acid binding
Source: RefSeq, a predicted model, not a curated record
AUUAAAAAAUCUCACCCAUUCUCCACAGUAGCCAUAGUCAAGCACCGAACCCUAAAUUUUUUACUGCAGAUCACUCUUCUACUUCUCCUUCUGAUAUCUCUCUAUGGAAUUCAAAUUUCGAGCGGUCGAUGAUCGGCCGCCGUAUCUGUCCUCUUCGCCGAGCAUGAUCAACUACUUUACCGAACAAGCACUGAGAGCGGGGUAUUCGAACAAUGGCAUCCUAUUAAACGAGCUACUGAGUAAUCCCUCUGACAUGCGAGAAGCGAUCCAGCGGGAACUCGAAAAAGAGCGGAUCCGAGAAGAGAUCAUCGCACGGGAGAUCGCGCGGAGACGAUUACUCGAAGCUGAAGUUCGAAGGGAACUAUUGAUGGAGCAAGAAUUGAUGCUGACCAAAACUGAAUUCAAAUCGCCGGUUUCUUCGGCAAUGCGGUUGGACCGGUUUCCGUUGUUUCACCAAUCCGAUAGUCGAGCACUUGAGGAACGACUGAGUAGAUCGCUUGCGCAACGAUUGGCACUGCAGGCUCGCCAGGAAAUGCUCGCCGCCCUUGAGACUGGGACGUCUUUUCAGCGGGGUGUAGAAGCUGCAGGGCCUGAGGUUAAGCCUUUUCCAGAGGUUAACAAGGACAGGGUGAUUUUACUGCCUAAACCUGGGCAAAACCUUUCUGGAGCAAAGCGGAAAGCUACAACACCACCCACAGUGGGUGUUAAUGAGCUGUCUUCAGUUGGUUCAAAGAAGAAACUUAAAGAGGAAUGGAGUUGCGCUCUGUGUCAGGUUACUGCCACAAGUGAGCGAGGUUUGAAUGAGCACCUUCAGGGAAAGAAGCACAAGGCCAAGGAGGCAGGACUGGUAGCUCAAAGGGCAGGCAAGAACCCUGCUCCUUUGCAGAAGAAAUUCAGAAAGGCUAGUAAGCUAGCAGAGAUCACUGAUGCACCAGGUACAGGGCAGGUGGAAAAAAUAGUUGGAGAAACACUUCAAACUGAUAUUGUUGGGGAGGCAUCAACAUCAAUUCUCAAAAAGCACAAUGCAGAAGAUGGAGAUAAGAAAAAUGAUGAAUUACUGUUGCAGAAAAAUGAGGUGGGAGAAGAUAUGACGAAAAAUGUGGAGGCAACAAAGCCAAAAGGUCAGAAGCCAGUGGAUCCCAAACUCAAGAAGAAGAAAUUUAAAUUUUGGUGCGAAUUGUGUCAUGUUGGGGCCUACUGCGAAGUAGUGAUGUCUACCCAUAAAAAUGGAAAGAAGCAUGUGGCCCGACUUCAGGAAAUUAGUCAGCAUGGUUUACCUGUUCCAGUCUCAUCCACAACCAUGACACCAUCACCAGAGGUUAUUCAAAAUACUGAAACUGCAGAAGUGAUAGCUAAAGAAGUAAAUGCAGAGGUGAUAGCUGUGGAAGCAGAUGAGAAACCACUGGAAAAUAAUGAAGCAAAUGAAGAUGGAUCAGGCCCAUCCCCCAGUGUGAAAUGACUAUAGGGAAGAUGCUGAAGGAUGAACAAACUCUCUGGUUUUCCACAAAAGGUAUUGCUCUCCUCCAGAUUUAGACCUAGAGUCAGGUAGACGUCUAUGUUCCUAAUUUUUGGUUUGGCUUUUAUUUAGGACUCUUGGAUUUUCCUUGAAAGUUUUUAAAUGUUAUGGACUGAUGCAAAAACCAACCAAUCCUCCAAAAAUCUAUAAGGUAGACUGGUUUCCAGACAAUGAUUCAAUUUGUCUUGUU